Molecule: messenger RNA, 1139 nt
Organism: Ziziphus jujuba (common jujube)
Lineage: Eukaryota; Viridiplantae; Streptophyta; Magnoliopsida; Rosales; Rhamnaceae
Product: protein At-4/1
Exons: 8
Coding region: 255-926 (223 amino acids)
Source: RefSeq, a predicted model, not a curated record
UCGGAAGUUUAUUGGCCCAGAUAGAGUAUAUAAUAGCACUUUUCCAUCUCAUUUCGAAAUGAUAAAAGAGAAGAUGGCGGCAACCGCUAACGACGAAACGGACAGUCUGCUUCUCACUUUCGAUCAGAUCUACGAGUGUUUUUAAUUUUAUAUGCUUUCCCGGGAUCCAAAGGGAGGUUUAUGUUGAUUCGAUCCCAAAAUACUGAAAAUGGUGAUAAUGAUUCUUGCUAAGCCAGAAUUUCAAGAGCGGCGUGAUGGAGAUCCAAUUGCUGAAAUCAAAGUCCGAUACCGAAGUGAGGAAGUUUCAAGCUCUUGAAGUCACUUGCAACAGUCUGAAACAAGAAAAUGAGAGAUUGACGAAACUGUAUACAGAAUCUUUGAACAAUCUAGCUAAUGAGCUGGAAUACCGUUCUUCAUGCAAGAGCUUGAAAGAGGAAUUAAAGAGAAUGAGUGAUGAAUACUUCAGUAAGAAAGAUGAGCAUGGAAAGGCUAUGGAAUCGCUUAAGCAAGAAUAUAGUACCAAGAUUAGGGACUUGGAAGCUCAAAUUAGAGGCUUACUAAUCGAAAAGGCAACAAGUGAAGCAACAAUCAAUCAUCUUCGCCUCGAUUUAGCAGCACAUAAAUCCCACAUUCAAGAUCUAGCAACCAGGUUGGAUCAAGUCCAUAUGAAUAUGGAAUCAAAAUAUAAUCUUGAGAUUCAGGAUUUGAAGGACUGUCUCACAAUUGAACAGGAGGAGAAAAAUGACUUGAAUAAAAAGCUUCGAGAUUUGGAAAAGGAAUUGCUGAUUAGCAGAUCAAAACUUGGUGAGAAGCAACCAGAUUCAACUUCGGACUGGCAUGUUGAAACAAUUAAAAUAGAGAUUAUAAAGCUAAGGAGGGAGAAUGAGAUCUUAAAGCAGAAGCUUCUGCAUUCAAAGGCAGGCUAGAGGAGGGUGGGUUUACUAAUCUCACUGCGGUUUUACACCCCAAGAACAUUAUGUUUUUUGGGCCCUGUUAGAAAAUGAUGUUCUGAAGAUCACACAAGUAUAGCAAUGAAACUAAGUACUCUGCUUUGUUGGACAAAGAAAAAUUAUAACUUGGUAUUCCCAGCCAGCUGUAUUCAAUCACCGAAAUCCAACACUUAAAGAAUUUUUGCUACU